ACAUUACACAUAGCAGACAUGAACGCUGUUCGGUCGGGUUCGGUGGCCGGCCCGGUCCAGCAGGGGCUAAAAGAGGCUCUCAUGGAGACCCUGACGGCCAUCCUGUCUCCGGUUCAAGAAGUGCGCGCAGUCGCCGAGGAGCAGAUUAAAGUGCUGGAAGUGACGGAAGAGUUUGGUGUCCACUUGGCAGAACUCACAGUUGACCCUCAAGGAGCACUUGCCAUCCGUCAGUUGGCGUCAGUCAUCCUGAAGCAGUAUGUUGAAACUCACUGGUGUUCCCACUCAGAGAAGUUCCGGCCCCCCGAAACCACCGACCAGGCCAAAGCCGCCAUCAGGAGCUUGCUGCCCGGUGGCCUGCGCGAAUCCAUCAGCAAGGUGCGUUCCAGCGUCGCUUACGCUGUGUCCGCCAUUGCCCACUGGGACUGGCCCGAGGCCUGGCCGCAGCUUUUCACCCUGCUGAUGGAAAUGUUGGUCAGCGGCGACGUCAGCGCCGUGCACGGGGCCAUGAGAGUCCUAACAGAGUUCACUCGGGAAGUGACAGACACACAAAUGCCGCUUGUGGCUCCUGUAAUUUUACCUGAGAUGUACAAAAUCUUUACCAUGGCCGAGAUGUACAGCAUUCGUACCCGUUCCAGAGCCGUGGAGAUCUUCACCACCUGUGCCAACCUCAUCUGUGCUAUUGAGGAGCUUGAAAGGGGUGCAGCCAAAGCCUUGAUCUUCCCUGUAGUGCAGCAGUUUACAGAAGCAUUUGUGCAGGCCCUGCAGAUGCCCGACGGACCCUCUUCCGAUAGUGGCCUGAAGAUGGAGGUCCUCAAGGCGAUAACCGCGUUGGUUCAGAACUUUCCAAAGCCCAUGGUGUCUUCCAUGCAGCAGAUUCUACCCAUCGUUUGGAACACGCUGACUGAAAUUUUUUGAAAUCCCUUAACCGACAUGCCCACUUAUGUCAGAACGGAAGUCAACUACACAGAGGAAGUGGACGAUCCUGUCGACUCAGACGGUGAAGUCUUGGGCUUUGAGAAUCUGGUCUUCAGCAUCUUCGAUUUUGUGCACACGCUGAUGGAGAAGAACAAGUUCAAGAGCACGGUGAAGAAGGCCCUGCCCGAGCUCAUCUAUUACAUCAUCCUCUACAUGCAGAUGACGGAGGACCAGAUCAAAGUGUGGUCGUCCAACCCUCACCAGUUUGUGGAGGAUGAGGACGACGACACCCUCUCCUACACUGUCAGGAUCUCUGCUCAGGACCUGCUGCUGGCGGUUGCUGCCGAGUUCCAGAAUGAGAGCGCAGCAGCGUUGGCAGCGGCGGCCACCAGACACCUCCAGGAGGCGGAGCAGGCCAAAAACAGCGGCAAUGAGCACUGGUGGAAGAUCCAUGAGGCCUGCAUGUUGGCACUUGGCUCAGUCAAAAGCAUAAUCACUGAGAAUGUGAAAGACGGUCGCAUCCAGUUUGACAUGCACGGCUUCUUGGCUGGUGUUGUCUUGGCUGACCUCAACCUGGCAACGGUGUCACCCUUCCUCCUCGGCCGUGCUUUGUGGGCGGCCAGUCGCUUUACCGCCGCCAUGUCGCCUGAGCUCAUUCAGCAGUUCUUGCAGGCCACCGUGAGCGGCCUCCAUGACAGCCAGCCGCCAUCUGUGCGCGUAUCUUCGGUCAGGGCCAUCUGGGGGUAUUGUGACCAGCUGAAGCUAUCUGAGAACACGCAUAUCCUGCAGCCCUUCCUGCCCAGCGUCCUGGAGGGGCUGGUCCAGCUGGCCACGCAGUUCAACUCUGAAGUGUUGGCGCUGGUCAUGGAGACACUUUGCAUCGUUUGCACCUUCGACCCAGCCUUCACUACUAGCGCUGAGAACAAGAUCUGCCCCCUCACCAUCGCCGUGUUCCUCAAAUACAGCAACGACCCGGUGGUGGCUUCCCUGGCCCAGGGCAUCUUCAAGGAACUGUCCCAGAUCGAAGGCUGUCAGGGACCCAUGCAGAUACGUCUCAUCCCUACGCUGGUCAGCAUCAUGCAGGCCCCUGUUGACAAAAUCCCGACUGGACUGUGUGCUACAGCCAUCGACACUCUGACCACGGUUGUGCGCAACACCAAGCCGCCUCUUUCUGAGAUGCUGGUGUGCCAGGCAUUCCCUGUGAUGGCACAGUGCACCUUACGCACUGACGACAAUACUGUCAUGCAGAACGGCGGCGAGUGUUUACGGGCAUAUGUCUCGAUCGCCCUGGAACAGAUUGCCCAGUGGCGCGACGACCAAGGGAACAGCGGUGUGUGGUAUGUCAUGCAGGUGGUAAACCUGUUGCUGGACCCCAGGACCUCGGAGUUCACCGCCAUAUUCGUUGGAAGGCUGGUGUCCACGCUCAUCUCCCGGGCUGGCACACAGCUCGGCGAACAGCUGGACCAGAUUCUGCGAGCCAUCCUGAGCAAGAUGCAGCAAGCGGAGACUUUGAGCGUCAUGCAGUCUCUUAUUAUGGUAUUUGCCCACCUGGUUCACUCCCAGCUGGAGCCCCUGUUGGAUUUCCUCUGCAGUCUCCCGGGCCCGACAGGUAAACCUGCACUGGAAUUCGUCAUGACCGAGUGGAUGAGCAGGCAGCACCUCUUCUAUGGACAGUACGAGGGUAAAGUCAGCACGGUGGCUCUUUGUAAACUGCUGCAGUACAGCCUCAACACUGAUGACAAGCGUCUCCAAGACAUCAUGGUGAAGGGAGAAGAGAUUUACAACCCCGCGGAAGGCAUCCGGACUCGCUCCAAAUCAGCCAAGAAUCCGGAGCGCUGGACCAACAUUCCUUUGCUGGUGAAAAUUUUUAAACUGAUCAUCAAUGAGCUGUCAACUGUCGUGGAGGCCAACGCCAGCCGAGCCAACCCAGCCGACUGGAGCCAAGAUUCCAGCAGCAUGUGUGAGGAGGAAGAGGAAGAAGGCGAUGAGGAUGAUGAUGAGGAAGGAGGGCUGGCAGGGCAGCUGAUAUCAGACCUCAUUGGCUCCAAUAAAUAUGAUGAUGACUAUUAUGACGACGACGAUGAGGAUGAUCCCGAUGCCUUAAAUGAUCCCUUAGACCAAAUUGACCUGCAGGCAUACCUGACUGACUUCCUGACCCAGUUUGCCCAGCAGCCGUGCUACAGCAUGUUCUCAGGUCACCUCAACAACAACGAGAGACAAACGCUGCAGUCUAUAGGCCUCUAGCCCCUCUCCCCUGCUGAUCCCUUCUCUCCUUCCCUUUCUCCUGUUGCCUCAUUGCCGACACUCACGGCAUCAAUUGCCCGGGAAGAAGAACGCUGAUUAUGUGCUGAUGGUAGAGGGAUGAGAUGGAACGCACUUGACUGCGACUCCCUGGUUGUCCACGCUUGUAAAGGACUUUGUCCCGGUGACACUUUCGAGAAUGAAAGGAAACCACAAAUGUGGGGUCAAGGCUUUCACGGUGGGCCAGGUGAACUGUGAUAUAUAUACUGUUUUCCAAUUCCUCUUUAUAACUGCUGCCUGUUUUUACAUGAGCGAGAAAUCCAUCGACAGAAAUCACUUCGACCAGACACUGAAGAAGAAAAAACAACAACUUCCUGUUCUUUUGGGAAGUGGGAUAAUUAUUGGAGGCCUUAUUCUCCCAGGAAAUAUUGACUGUUUCUUAGUAUCAUGCAAUGUAAAGCUCUUAGUUCACUCAUGUCUCGGCAUUACCAUGUUUUUUUUGGGGGGGCGGGGAAUUAUCACUGUUACCAUGGUGAUACCAAGCCUUGUCGUUUCCUCGUGCCCACAAAAAUGCAGGUAUGAAAAAAUAUUUCUAAAUAAAAGUCUGA
Phycodurus eques (leafy seadragon) is the source of this 3764-nucleotide messenger RNA. It is a transcript of the gene ipo9, whose product is annotated as importin 9. Gene Ontology annotation, molecular function: small GTPase binding. The record is from RefSeq and is a predicted model, not a curated record. Gene Ontology annotation, biological process: protein import into nucleus. Gene Ontology annotation, cellular component: cytosol; nuclear envelope. Lineage: Eukaryota; Metazoa; Chordata; Actinopteri; Syngnathiformes; Syngnathidae. The transcript is spliced from 25 exons.